AUGAUCAACAAAGAGAAAAACCCAUCGCUGGUGCUGAAAGCCGUGCAAGAGCUUGAGUUCGAGGAUCGCCCAGUACCAGACUUGUUGGAGCCCUACGAUGUUUCCGUGAGAAUUGAAUACACAGGGAUAUGCGGCAGUGAUGUCCACUACUGGCAGCGGGGCCGAAUUGGCCAAUUUGUCCUCGAAAAGCCGAUGGUGCUGGGCCAUGAGUCGGCUGGAGUAGUCGAGAAGGUUGGCUCCAAGGUGAAAACACUAGCAGUGGGCGAUCGUGUGGCCCUAGAACCAGGAGUGCCCUGCCGGCGAUGCACGUUCUGCAAAGCUGGGAAAUACAACCUGUGCAGCGAGAUGGCCUUUGCUGCUACUCCUCCCUUCGACGGCACCUUGGCCAGGUACUAUGUCUUACCAGAGGACUUUUGUUACCGGCUUCCUCCGAGUGUCAGUUUACAAGAGGGUGCCGUUGUGGAGCCCCUCAGUGUUGCGGUGCAUCUCGUUCGACAGGCCGCCCUGCAGCCGGGGCAGUCGGUGGUGGUAUUCGGCGCAGGGCCCGUUGGCCUCUUGUGCUGUGCGGUCGCACGAGCUUUCGGGGCCUCCAAGGUGAUUGUCGUUGAUGUACAGGCUAAGCGGUUGGAAUUCGCCCGUGCCUACGCGGCAACUGCUCAUUUCCUCCCAGGCAUGGAUUCCUCUCCGGCUGAAAACGCCGUUCGGCUUCGAGAAGAAAACGAACUCGGAGUAGGCGCAGAUGUUGUUAUUGAGGCCUCUGGUGCAGAGCCCUCAGUCUACACUGGUAUCCAUAUCUUGAGACCUGGUGGAACGUAUGUUCAAGGAGGGAUGGGCAAAGAGGAAGUUAAGUUUCCAAUCACGACGGCAUGCACAAGGGAGCUCGUUAUUCGGGGAAGCUUCCGAUACUCGAGUGGCGAUUACAAACUCGCGAUUGAGCUGAUUGCUGCCGGGAAAAUCAAUGUUAAGGCGCUGAUCACGCAAGUUUUCAAGUUUGAAGAUGCGCCACAGGCGUUUGAGGAGGUGAGAUCAGGGAAGGGGAUCAAGACACUCAUUGCGGGCCCAGGAGUAUGA
Messenger RNA from Aspergillus pseudonomiae, 1071 nucleotides. RefSeq names its product NAD(P)-dependent alcohol dehydrogenase. Bases 1 to 1071 code for a protein of 356 amino acids. Gene Ontology annotation, biological process: D-sorbitol catabolic process. Gene Ontology annotation, molecular function: L-iditol 2-dehydrogenase (NAD+) activity; zinc ion binding. NCBI's taxonomy places the organism in Eukaryota, Fungi, Ascomycota, Eurotiomycetes, Eurotiales, Aspergillaceae. The transcript is spliced from 3 exons. The record is from RefSeq and is a predicted model, not a curated record.